Messenger RNA from Diabrotica balteata, 1381 nucleotides. Lineage: Eukaryota; Metazoa; Arthropoda; Insecta; Coleoptera; Chrysomelidae. The record is from the annotation of a GenBank genome assembly.
AGUGUUACAGAUUCUAAAAAGUAGAUAAAAUAUUCGAAUGAAAAUUUAAUUUUACUAUUCUCUAGUAACAUUAAUGACUAAUAAAUAUUCGAAUUUAACCCCGCCCCAGUAUAUUCCAAUGGUUAGGAUUCCAAGAAAUGAAUUUGUGAAGUAGAUUAACAGAAAUAAUGUAAAUAAUUGUGAUGGCUGUACCUGGGGGUAAUAAUAAAGGUCCAUGUUACUGGUGUUUCAAAGCAGUCAAAUGGAUACCAGUCUUAUUUAUUGUAACUAUAGUCGUUUGGUCCUACUAUGCCUAUGUCAUUCAACUUUGUUUAUUGACAGUAGAUGACUUAGCUAAGAGAAUAUUUUUUCUCAUAUUUUUCCACAUGUUCUUCUUCAUGUUUUUUUGGUCCUACUGGCAAACCAUUUUUACAGAUAUUGGAAGAGUGCCUAGUAAAUUUGCAAUUCCGGAUCAGAUUUUUGAUGCUUAUCUGAGUAGCUCUGAUAACUAUGAAAAUCAAAACCGCAUAUUAGAAAAUCUAGCUCGGCGUUUACCAAUCACAAAUGUAACUGUAACAGGAGGAGUAAGAGUUUGUGAGAAAUGCAGAAUAGUAAAACCUGACCGUGCACAUCACUGUUCUGUGUGUGGGGUGUGUGUCUUGAAGAUGGACCAUCACUGCCCAUGGAUUAAUAACUGUGUGUCCUUCACAAAUUAUAAAUAUUUUAUAUUGUUUUUGGGAUAUGCCCUUUUGUACUGUAUAUAUGUAUCCCUUACAUCACUCACAUACUUCAUUUCUUUUUGGAAGGGAGAUCUACCUGGUAUGGGGCGGUUCCACAUAUUGUUUUUGUUUUUUGUGGCAGUAAUGUUUGCUAUUAGUUUACUUUCAUUGUUUGGUUACCACUGUUAUUUAGUUAUCGAGAACAGAACUACAUUGGAAGCGUUCCGGCCACCAAAUUUUAGAGAUGUAGGACCUGAUAAGUAUGGUUUCCAUAUAGGCAGGUAUAAAAAUUUCCAAGAAGUUUUUGGAGAUGACCCAAUGAAAUGGUUCUUUCCUCUUGAUACAAGUUUGGGUAACGGGUUAGAGUAUCCUGUACACUCACGUCUCCAGCCAAGUACCUAUCGCUCAAUGGACAUCACUCCGAACAGUGAGGGAGAUGGAAUAACAUUUGCACAGCGUCAAAUGGAAGAAGACCUUGAAGGACUACUACAUGUGAACUACGAAGAUGAACAUGAUUCUGUUUGAAGUCCAAAUUUAACCUAAUAUAUUAUACAAGAAUUUUAUCCUUAAUAUUUUAUGACGGUCUAGUCACUUAUCAACAGAUCAAGAUAGGUUAAUUUGUAUUAAAUAUUUAUUUCACAAGUAUAUAAUACUGGAUGUGGCAUUAAAACUACUACUUUAGC